Messenger RNA from Acytostelium subglobosum LB1, 972 nucleotides. RefSeq lists its product as hypothetical. The transcript has a single exon. Lineage: Eukaryota; Evosea; Eumycetozoa; Acytosteliales; Acytosteliaceae. Gene Ontology annotation, molecular function: metal ion binding. The coding region runs from base 1 to 972 and encodes 323 amino acids. The record is from RefSeq and is a predicted model, not a curated record.
AUGUGUAGCGGGACAAGUAUACUGACCUCCCCCCCCCCCACAACAAACAGCAAACUACCAUCCUUCCCAGACUAUCAGGUCGACAUCAAGUAUGCCACUGAGCAUAGAUGCGGUGUGAGAGUCAGAGGACCAGGACUCACCGAUGCAAUAUCAAACACUGAUCCGCUCAAGGACAACUUGCCCCUGCUUCACGCAAUGGCACUGAACGACAGCAAAGAGGCAGAGUUCACAGCUCGUCUGGUAAAUGAGCUCUCGGACAAGAUCCGCGAGGUGCUUGAGCACCACCCAAUCAACGUCGAGCGCGCUGAACAGAACCUCCCACAGGCCAACGUCGUGCUGCUGCGCGGCUGUGGCGUGCGCGCACAGGUGCCCACGUUUGCCGAGAAGUAUAACAUGAAGUCGUUCAUGAUCGCACCCACCUGCAUCAUCGCCGGUCUGGGCAUGUCGAUCGGCAUCGAGAUUGUCAAGGCGCCUGGCGGCACUGGCGACUACCACACCGACUUUGAGUCCAAGGGCAACGUGGCCGUCGACACCCUGGCCAACGGCGACUACGACUUUGGCUUCUUGCACAUCAAGGCUGUCGACGACGCCGGACAUGACAAGGACCCCGACCUCAAGAUCACCCUGCUCGAGAAGGUGGACGCCAUGCUGAAGAACAUCAUCGAGCGUCUGGCCGCGGCAGAGCGCGAAGGCAAGGGCAAGUUCUCAAUCUGUCUGACAGGCGACCACACCACUCCCGUGCUCAGCGGCGACCACUCCUUUGAGCCAGUACCGUUCACCAUCAGCAAGCCAGUGCUAGCCGAAGCUUCGCUCAAUAGCACCAGCAAGGAGGAUGCCAAGAUUGAUCACUGGACCUUCUCAGAUGCCGUCACGGCCUUUGACGAGAUCUCCUGUAUCAAGGGUGCACUGGGCAGAUUCCCCGGCAGUCAAGUAAUGGGCAUUGUAUCACAGUACAUGAACAAGAACCUCUAA